Suillus paluster is the source of this 687-nucleotide messenger RNA. RefSeq lists its product as uncharacterized. Bases 1 to 687 code for a protein of 228 amino acids. Lineage: Eukaryota; Fungi; Basidiomycota; Agaricomycetes; Boletales; Suillaceae. The transcript has 4 exons. The record is from RefSeq and is a predicted model, not a curated record.
AUGUGCGCGUCCAUUUCAGCGUCCCAGUGGGGUUCUCCCACUGCUUCCAGGCGAGCUCUGCUUAUUCAUGGUAUGACUGCGUCCUCGAUUUCAUUGGAGGGCAUCGCUCAGCUAUUAACAGCAAAAGGGUUCUUUGUCGUGGCGCCGAAUCUCCUUGGGCAUGCAUGGAGACGGGGCACUGACUAUCGCGUGUCCGCCCUUGCAGAGGAUCUCCGACCGUAUAUGGACACGUCCUACGAUCGAAAGGACACCACUGUCAUACUCCUCGAUCCCGUCCUCGAAGUUGCAGCGGAGCAAAUCGAAAUAGCUAAAUGUAUGUUUGUGAAGAAGGUUGCGAGCGUCAAAACCGCCGAGGAGUACAUGGCUGAUAAGCCUGCUUGGUCACGACGUGACUGCGUGUCAGAAUCGCUGGGAGCCUCCAUGUGCGAUUGCACUGUCAUCGAGGGGAUAUUUGAGCAAACCAAGCCAUGGUCUUUCAGUGGGCUGUUCAAGAACAUUCCCCCUAACGUGAACAUCACUGUGCUGGCAUCAGACCCAAAGUUUGGUGCUGCUUGUCGUUUGGAGCAUGUCCCUCGUGACGUGGAGAGAUUGAAUGCUAGAGUUCUUCCGGGCGUUGGUCACUGCAUUCAAUACGAGCGUCCGGAUGCUAUCAUGGAUGCAAUCCCGCUACUAAGAGCAGAGCUAUGA